Molecule: messenger RNA, 3444 nt
Organism: Funneliformis mosseae
Lineage: Eukaryota; Fungi; Glomeromycota; Glomeromycetes; Glomerales; Glomeraceae
Source: the annotation of a GenBank genome assembly
AUGUUGGUGUUCGGAAAAUUACCCUCCCUUAAUCCCUUUUAUGUUCAAAGAAGAUAUGACCAAGAUUUAGAUAGGCUGAUUAAAGAAAAAAACACGAUUGUCUUGUGUGGCGCUUCAGGAACGGGUAAAACGCAAUUAGUUAGGCAAUGGGUUAAUCCUAUUUUAAGACAAACUCACGUUAAUGACUAUGAGGCAUUAAUCUGGGUAACAGCUGACCAGCUAGAUACACUCUUGGGAAAUUGUAAACAGAUCGGAGGAUCGUUAGGAAUUGAGGGAUGCAAGCAAUUAUCGGUCGAUGAGCUUGCCGAAUCGAUUAAGAGAAAAUUAGAAGUACAACGUUAUUUAGUGGUUAUUGAUGACGCUUCUAGCGAGGAAGUAAGGUGUAUUAUUGAAAAAUUCUUGCCAGAUUAUAAUACCGAUAUAAUCAUUACCAGUCAUUAUGAAGACUGGGAUUAUUACAAGUUGUACAUUAAUCAAUGCACCGAGCAGGAGGCUUCUGCUAUUGCAAAACAUAUUAUCAAGGAAAAGAAGGCUAAAAUUGUUGACGAAACACAAUUGAGAGAAUUGGUCUUGCACUUCGAAAGUAAUCUCCUAUGGGUGACGCAGGCGGCCAAUUAUAUCUCCGAAAAUUUGGGCGGCGAUGUGGUUACCUACUUAAAAAAUGGCGAAAAGUCGGGGCUGCUUUUAAAGGAUUACCGUAAAAAUUCACAGCAAGCUUUAUCAUCAACUCUUAAAUGUUUUCAGAUUUUCGCUAAUCAAUCGCUUUCAAAAGAAUUGCAGGAACCAAACCUGGCAUUAUCGGUAUUACAAAUUUGUAGUUUAUUGCCUAGUCGAAACAUUCCGGUGACUUUAUUGGUUCAAUUCUUGCAUGGUUAUUCAAAAAUUUUAGAACAAAAGUCGGAACAACUGAUCAACCUGUUAUGUAAGAAAACCAUGUUGAUCGAACGUGAAGGUAAUUAUUUAGGCAUGCAUUGUUCAUAUCAAACGAUGCUAAAUCAGAAUAUCCUGGUUGAAGAAAAUCUCAUCACCACCGAACAAUUAUCGGAAUGCCAAGCUUGUUUUCUCAAGUUUCUGGUAGAAAAGGUGAAGUGGCGCCGUAGUGAGGCUAUCAACCCCAUUAAAAAAUUCCAAUGGGAAGGGCAAAUUGAUAUUUUACCACAUAUUAAGUCGGUAGUUACGCACUUUGAAAAAGAAGCCGCUCACCAAAAUUCAUUGAUCGAAUUAUAUUAUGCCAUGGGUAGCUAUUAUGAAGCACAGGAUUUCUUGCAUGAAGCGAAAGGAUGCCUUAUAAAAUCACGUGAUUUGUGCGAAAAAUCAUUGUCGACGAAGGUAUUAUCGAAACUCGUUAAUAUGUCAAUAGUACCGUCAAUCAAAACUACUAAACAAGAAAUCAAAGAAAGAUUGAUCUCAGAAAAAUCUGACUUGGAACAAAUUAAAAUGUAUAGCAUAGAAAUAUUAUAUAAACUGGCUUCUAUCAACGUCAGAUUAUGGAACAUCUUGUCUGAAUCAGAAAAAAAUCUAACAAUUAAAUAUCUUGAACAAUCUUUCCAUAUGCAUCCAUUACUGAUCAAGCCAGAGGACGUCAAGGCUUAUCAGGAUAGAUAUUACACAUACCGCAAUUUAGCGGCCGCAUACAAGAACCAAGGUAAAUCACAAGAAGCCGGACGAAUCAUUGCCAACUUGAUAAAUUCAGAUUUUGUUAAAAGCAGUGCUGAAAUACGAUCACUUGCUCAUCUCGAUGUUGCACGAGGAGAAAUAAAAUCGAGCCCUCAAAAAGCAAUUGAUAAUCUUAUUGAAAGUUUAAGCUCAAUCCAAUCUAUUGCGGAGGCUGAUUAUUCCUACGGUAACCGUGCAAAAGAUAUGACAAUAGUUUAUAUCGAAUUAGGCUGUGCUUAUCUGGAAAUAUCUCGUGUCGAAAUAGAUGAAACAAAGAAAUUUGAUGCAUUAAAGAAAGCCGAUACGCAUCUACGUUUCGCUUUAAAGUCCAAUCGCGAUUAUUAUAAACGAGAGAAUAAUCGAACCGCGGGCAGAAUUUUUUAUCACUUGGCCGAAGUUAACGUGGCAUUGCGUUAUUAUUUCUUGGCACAUGAAGCCGUAACCCAAGCGCUCCUGAUCCAACAAAAUUUUUAUCGCGAUCCUAAUCAUUUUUUUGUUAAAUGUUCCACUCAGUUGUUAGAAGGAAUUGAAGAUCAAAUCAAGCAUUUGAAAGACCCACCUGAAGAAAUUGAGAUAAAACCACUUCAAAUCCUUCAGGAAGAACUUGAUCAGAAAAAAGAACGAUAUAACAUGACAAACGAACCUCAAUUACUCAAAGAAUAUGCGGAUGUAUUGCUGGCUACAAAUGACCCAGAUAUUAGAGAUUUCGCCAUCAAGAUCUAUCAAGAAUAUCUGAAAUCAGCUCCUAAUCUCGACAAAUGUCGUCGUGCUUCUGUUUAUAGGCGAUUGGGAUACAUUUUUUGCCUACAAAAAUCUUUUAAAUCCGAGGGGAGUUUAAUGGAAGAACGAAAAGAAAGUGCGAAAGCUGCUUAUAAAAAAGCACAGAAACAUUACAAAGAUUUAUUGGCAGAACCCGAGUACUUUGGAAAUGACGUUAUUAAAUACAAUUAUAAUAACUGUUUUUGGUGCUUGAAUAGAUUAGAGAAAUCCAAACUUGCUGAUAUUCAUUUAACGAAAAACAAUCAUGAAUUGUUUGUACGAGAGCUGACCAAUUCAUUGUUGGAAAGAUUUAUCUAUUAUAAAAAGAAAUUGGAUCCAAACAAUACAACUUAUGAUAAAACUAAAAUUGUUACAGGAAUAGUCAAAACUGUAGCAGAAGCCUUUGUCCCCACAUUAAGUGUAGACAGUAGUGGCAUAUCAGCGUCUAUAGAACCUAAAGAGAUUUUUAUAGGUAUAGCAGAUCUAAUUCAAGCUGUCCACACGGGAAAGAUGCAUGAUAAGGCGGAACAAAUUAUACAAACUUUCGAAAGCAAGCAGGAUCCGAUUAAAGUUCUUUUUGAAGGCAUUGCGAAGAAAGUAGCCAACAUCUAUAUCGAGCAGAUACAGCAGCUUGAACCCGAAUCUAUCAAGAAAUUUACUCAAUUUAUCUCAAAACAAUUAUUUGCUUACUUGGGUUCAAAGAAAAUGGAUUUUACUUCAGAUCCCACCGAAACACUCAUUACGGGAUUAUAUUUCACCGAAUAUAAAAAGAACUGUUUGUUAACUACCAGUACUGGAGUUCGAUGGAAUGCUAGAGAAUUACUUUGCUAUACGGGCAUCAUUACUUACGAUAAGCGAAUUUACAUUUACACCAAAGCGCCAGUGCUCAAUCUUAAAUAUGGUUUUCGUUAUGAUAAAUUACCAGUUAUUCAUCGCCAUUACGAAUAUCAUCAAAAUCGGUUGGAAGCCGAAGAUCGACUCAAACGACUAACUAAAUCGCAAAAGACAAUGAAAUGUAUUAUUAUGUAA